Molecule: messenger RNA, 1110 nt
Organism: Dermatophagoides pteronyssinus (European house dust mite)
Lineage: Eukaryota; Metazoa; Arthropoda; Arachnida; Sarcoptiformes; Pyroglyphidae
Biological process (GO): interstrand cross-link repair; protein ubiquitination
Cellular component (GO): nucleus
Molecular function (GO): ubiquitin-protein transferase activity
Source: RefSeq, a predicted model, not a curated record
AAUUUCGAUUUCAAUGUCCGGAUAAAAAGUGCUCAAUUUUUUCUUGUGUUUUUGUUUUUAAUUAAUUUUUUUUUUUAAAGAAAAAAAAACUUGAAAUAAAUUUCGCAAACAUGUCAGAUUCUGAUGAUUUUUCCGAUGAUGAUCAUUCUUUUGAUUCUCAUAAUGAUUCUCUAGAUGGAUAUGAUUCUGAUGAUUUUUCCAAUGAUGAUCAUACUUUUGAUUCUCACAAUAAUUCUCUUGAUGGAUAUUAUGAUUCUGAUGUUCUAAAUUGCAGUGAUGUUGAUGACGCUAAUUUUAGUGACGAUCAUGCUUCUGAUGAUUUACUUUUUGACGAAGAACAAAACUAUUCUGAUAAUGAUAAUAGAAUAGAAGAAUUGGAUGAAAAUAAUGAACAACAACAUUUGGAAAAUGAAAUGAUCAAUGACGAUACUUCAAGUGAAGAAAUCGAAGAAAAUUCUAAUCAUUCCGUAAUUAGUGAUGAUGACAAUGAAGAAAAUGUUCUGGAUGAUAAUAUCUCAGAGUAUGUUCCUGAUACUGAUGACUAUGAUGAUGAUGAUGACGACGACGAUGACGAUAGCUCGAAUCAAUUGUAUACCAAUUUUCUAAUGAGUUUGGACCAUCAGACUGACUAUAACGGACCUGUUGCAGUUGAUCAACAAUCAAACGAUAAAAAAUAUAAAAAUCAAGAAACACAAACAGAUGUGACAAAUUUGAUUGUACAAAAUAGAUGUUCAAUUUGUUUGGAAUCGUUUUGCCCGAACAAAGAUCAUUAUGUUGUAUGUUUACCAUGUGGUCAUCUUUUUGGAAAAACAUGUAUUGAAAAAUGGUUGGCUAGUUCAAAAUACUGUCCAACUUGUCGAUUUCAUGCUGAAAUUGGAGAUAUAAUUAAAAUUUUUCUUAAUCCGAUUGAUAUUAACUUAAUGAAACAAAAUUGUGAAACAAAAUUCUGGAGAGACAAAACCACCGAAUUGACAUUAGAAAAUUUGCAAUUAAAAAUGGAGCUACAUUUGGCAAAGAAUAAAAUCAUCAAUCAAAUCGAUUUUAACGAAAAAUAAUUUUUGUUAAAUUUCAAAAUUUUUUUUUCAAACAAAUAAAAAUAUUUACAAUAAA